AUGCUGUUAGCCAUCAUUGGACUCUGGAUCAUAAUCGACCACGAGCUCUCACGAGACCGCUAUUUAUCAAUCGACCUCAUUGACUUCUCCUCUCAUUCAGGCACGCACGAAGCAUCUAUUCUGUUACCAAACGAAGCAGAGUCAAUAUGCCAUAACAAUGGCUUUGCUCCUCUGAGUGCACAGCACAGCAGGAGGAAGAUCUACGACCUGGUCCUCAUAUCCACAGAACUAGAUUGGUUAGAAAUACGCCUGCACACCCUCUCACCCCACAUCGACUACUUCGUCAUCAUCGAAUCGCCCACAACAUUCACUGGAAAGCCCAAACCCCUCUACCUGCAACAAAACUGGGAUUUGUUCAAAGAGUUUCACCACAAGAUUAUUUAUCGUGUUGUGGAAGAUCGGGCUCAAAGCCGAUGGAUCUGGGAUCAUGAGGAUUAUUUGAGGAAUGCGCUGUUCACGGCGGUGUUUCCUGGGUUGGACGGAACGGAACAAGAGGCGAAGGAUGGGGAUGUGUUGAUUGUGAGUGAUAUGGAUGAGAUUGUUAGGCCUGAGGUCAUGCUUGUGCUGCGACAUUGCGAUAUUCCGACUCGCUUGACGCUGCGUACGCAAUUUUACUAUUACUCGUUCCAAUGGCGGCAUCGAGGACCGCAGUGGGGACAUCCUGAUGUCACGAUAUAUCGAGGUCAACAGACGAUUCUGCCAAACGAUCUUCGACAAGGGCUGCUAGGGAGUGGAUGGAUGCCCAUUGCUGCAAUGCGUCGCUGGUGGAACAGAGCCACGCUUUGGAACGCAGGCUGGCAUUGCUCUAGUUGUUUCGCGACGGUGGCCGAGAUGCACACCAAGAUGCAGAGUUUUUCUCAUCAGAACUGGAAUACUGAAGAAAAUCGUGACUUGCGCAUUAUGAUCGACCGAGUCCGGCAUGGUCUGGAUCUGUUUGGCAGAGCAGAUGAGCUGUAUGACAGGACCGAGGACAACAAAGACGUGCCGUCUUAUAUCACUGCACAAUAUGAGCAGAAGGGGAGGUUCAAGUAUCUCUUGGAUCGCGAUGGAGAAGACGCAGGCUUUGAUGAUGUCUCGCCUGCCACUUAG
Molecule: messenger RNA, 1089 nt
Organism: Aureobasidium melanogenum CBS 110374
Lineage: Eukaryota; Fungi; Ascomycota; Dothideomycetes; Dothideales; Saccotheciaceae
Exons: 1
Coding region: 1-1089 (362 amino acids)
Biological process (GO): protein N-linked glycosylation; N-acetylglucosamine metabolic process
Cellular component (GO): membrane
Molecular function (GO): beta-1,4-mannosylglycoprotein 4-beta-N-acetylglucosaminyltransferase activity
Source: RefSeq, a predicted model, not a curated record